AUGCUGUUAGGGCCCAACGGGUGUGGCAAGUCAACGCUGCUCAAGGUACUAGCGGGGCUGCUGCAGCCCAACAGUGGGCGGCUGAGAGUGGACGCACCUCGCUCCUUCGUAUUCCAGAACCCCGACCACCAGGUGGGUGCCACGUGGGUGCCAGGUGACUGGCAGAUGCGUGCCAGACCCUCACCCACCUCUUUUCCCCACCACCUGUCCAUCCAUACCCCUCCACUCCCAACCCCUCCCUCCACCCACUCGGCCCUUGCCGCCUGCCAGGUCAUCAUGCCAACUGUGAAUGCUGACGUGGCGUUCGGUCUAGGGCGGCUGAACCCGCCGUUGCCAGAGGAAGAGGUGCAGCGGCGCGUGGCAGAGGCCCUGGAGGCCGUUGGGAUGGCGGAGUAUGGACAGCGCCUGGUGUCGACGCUGAGUGGGGGGCAGAAGCAGCGGGUGGCGAUAGCGGGAGCCCUGGCGGAGGAUUCACACACACUUCUGCUGGACGAGCUCACCACCUUCCUUGACUCCGCUGACCAGUACGCAGUCAUCAAGGCAGUGCGCAAUGUGGUGUCAGGCAGCUCCCCAGGCAGCAGCAGCAGCAGCACAGACAGUGGCAGCAGCAGCAGCAGCAGCAGCUACAGCAGCAGCAGAAGCAGCAGCAGCAGCAGCAGCAGCAGCAGGGGGCGGGGGGGGCGGAGGGUGACAGCGCUGUGGGUGACGCAUCGGCUGGAGGAGCUACAGUUUGCAGACGGGGCGGCAUACAUGGAUGGCGGCAGGGUGGUGGUCAUGGGGUCCGUGCCUCAUGUUGUGGACUACAUCACCCGCCAGCAGCAACAGCAGCAGGCUGCCACUGCAGGGUCCUUCUGUCCUGCAACGCCUACCAGAGGCAUUGGCAGGUUCAGAACCCCUCGGACCGUCUUCUCGCCUGCAGCGUACUCUCCUGUCAAGUCUGCUGCUUGCAACGGCAACGGUGAGACAUUCUGCAGCAACGUGCUUCUGAAGAGCGUGAGGCCGCUGCUGGAGAAACUGGCUUCCCGCGUCGCUGACGGGCAGCACCAGCCCGCCAAGGUGCACGUUGUAGCUGACGCGCCUGAUGUGAAGCGGCCUGGAAUCGGCCGCUUCGGAGGCAAGCCUGCUGCUGCCGUGGUUGCACGUGUGGUCGUCCCUGCUGCUCCCUCACCAUCUGCUGCUGCUGCUGCAGUCGCACCGUCUGCUGUGGUUGCGCUUGUGCUGGUGCCUGAGGUAGCGCCUGUGGCUCCAGUGGCUUCAACCACACCAAAGGUGCCUGAAGCGAGCGUGACAACAGAAACAAUAUCCGAGGAGGCAUGUGCACUUGCUGCAGAUUCGAGUGAGAAAGCGAGGUGGUUGAAGCUGCGUGACGAGGUUCAAGCUAUGAAUAUUGCGCUGACACGUGCUGCUUACCUGAGGUGGGACAAGCGGAGCAAGGAGCCAUCAUGGGCCAUGGAGAUUGAAGCGGCCAUUGAAGCCGCCCUGCGUCCCUGCUUCUUGCCCAAGCAUCCUAAUGCUGUGGCGAAUCUGACUCGCAAAACCGUGCCUCCUGCGUCUGCAGCAGCAGCGGCUGGCAAGAAUGGGUGCAGCAGCAAGGUGGUGAGCAUGGGUGUGAAGGGUGGUAAGGCCAACAACAAUGAUGCAAGCCCUGCCCCAUGUGGUGCAGCAGUUGCUGGGUCACGUGGUGUUGCAUCAUCAGUGAGAGCAGCUGGCAAGGCCAGCAGCAGGCAGGCGAGUGGGGUGAAGAGGAGAUAG
Molecule: messenger RNA, 1752 nt
Organism: Closterium sp. Yama58-4
Lineage: Eukaryota; Viridiplantae; Streptophyta; Zygnematophyceae; Desmidiales; Closteriaceae
Source: the annotation of a GenBank genome assembly